Gigantopelta aegis is the source of this 2575-nucleotide messenger RNA. RefSeq names its product nucleolar protein 58-like. Gene Ontology annotation, molecular function: snoRNA binding. The record is from RefSeq and is a predicted model, not a curated record. Gene Ontology annotation, cellular component: box C/D methylation guide snoRNP complex; small-subunit processome. The transcript is spliced from 15 exons. Lineage: Eukaryota; Metazoa; Mollusca; Gastropoda; Neomphalida; Peltospiridae. Bases 53 to 1666 code for a protein of 537 amino acids.
GACUGUGAUUUGGGACCGCGUGUUCAGUUUGGCUGUUUUUAAUUUUGUUGCGAUGUUGGUUUUAUUUGAAACUCCGGCGGGUUACGCUGUAUUUAAGCUCUUGAAAGAAAAGAAAUUGCAAAAAACAGAAAACCUGUACCUAGAUUUUGAAAAUGCAGAUGAAGCUAGUAAAAUCGUCAAGUUGAGACAUUUCCAGAAGUUCAAGGACAUGACAGAAGCUCUCUCUGCGGCAACCGCAGCUGUCGAAGGCAAGAUGAGCAAGACGCUGAAGAAAAUGAUGAAAAAGCUGGUUGCCACGGAUGCACAAGAACAGCUGUUAGUCGCUGAUGCCAAGCUUGGCAAUGUGAUUAAGGAUAAGUUUGACAUGCAGUGUCUGUCAAACUCGAACGUCCAGGAGCUGAUGAGAUGUAUUCGCUCGCAGAUGGACAGUUUGAUCACCGGUCUUCCGCAGAAAGAAAUGGCCGCCAUGGCUCUGGGUUUAGCACACAGUCUUUCAAGAUACAAGUUAAAGUUCAGCCCAGACAAAGUGGACACAAUGAUUGUUCAAGCUAUAUCCUUGCUUGACGAUCUAGAUAAGGAGCUGAACAACUACAUCAUGAGAUGCAGAGAGUGGUACGGCUGGCAUUUUCCCGAACUCGGCAAGAUUGUACAGGACAACCUAGCAUAUGCUAAAUUAGUCAAGAAAAUGGGUGAGCGUGUAAAUGCUGUUGCCUGCGAUUUGUCGGCAAUAUUGCCUGAAGAGGUAGAACAGGAACUAAAAGAGGCUGCAGAAAUCUCCAUGGGAACGGAAAUCUCAGAGGAGGAUUUGUUGAAUAUUCAGUAUCUUUGUGACCAGAUUAUUGAUAUAUCUGACUACCGAGCUCAGUUGUACGACUAUCUAAAGAACCGAAUGAUUGCCAUUGCACCUAACCUCACGAUAUUGGUUGGAGAAUUGGUUGGAGCCAGAUUGAUAGCUCAUGCAGGUUCUUUGCUGAACUUGGCGAAACAUCCAGCGUCGACGGUUCAGAUCAUCGGUUCAGAAAAGGCUCUGUUCAGGGCCCUCAAGACAAAACACGACACACCCAAAUAUGGUCUUAUCUAUCACGCAUCACUGGUGGGAUCGGCCAGUGCAAAGUUCAAAGGAAAGAUGUCGAGGAUGUUGGCAGCGAAAGCGUCUCUCGCAAUACGUGUUGAUGCACUGGGCGAUGAAACGAACACGGAGAUUGGUUUGGAGCACAGAGCCAAGCUAGAACGUGCAAUGAAAAUGCUGGAGGAACAAGGGUCUAGAAGAAUAAUUGGAACUGGGAAGAUGAAGGCAAAAUGGGAAAAAUACGAUAAUAGAAGUGAGAUAAAAACCUACAAUCCGGCUGCCGAUUCCACGUUGCCGAGAGUUACAAAGAAACGAAAGCUCGACCAAGAUGAUGAUGACGAGGAACCUGUUAAAAAAGAACCAAAAAUGGAACCAGGGGAAGAGAGUCCCAGCAAAUUAAAACACAAGAUGAAACAAGUCGAAGAAAGUGAAGAAACGCCAAAGAAGAAGAAGAAAAAGAAGAAGCAUUUGGAUGCUUCUGGAGAUGCUAGCAUUUUAGAUACAACACAGGAAUCAUUAGGUUCUCCGAAUGGCGACAUAUCACAAAAGAAGAAGAAGAAAAAGAAGAAGGUUAAACAAGAAGCUGAAAGCGACUAGCAAUUCCAAUCAUACCAAAUAGGCAUUACUUUUAUUUUGGCUAAUAAAAUCACCUCCAUUUUACUUUUUAUUUUUGCAUAAAUGAAUUUUAUAGAGCAUCUGUGAAUUUUAAUAUUCUUUCUCAAAGGGCAUUAAUUUUAUUUUGUUUUGGCCAACACAAAUUCAGCUGGCUUGUCUGGUAUAUAAAGCUGCAAUCUGUUAUGUUUUUGUUAUUUAGCCAUUUAGAAUAGGUUAUGUUUACCAAUGCGUAGUUUUGCAGUUGCCCAAGGUUAAAACUGUGAACUGGUUGUGGAUUGAAAGUUAUGCUAGAGUCGUUUUGCAGGGCUAACUCUGGUUGAGAAAAACAUUUCGCCAAAUUGUCAAUUGCAGAAUUCGUUGUUUUUUUUUGUUUUUUUAAAUGUCAAUUACUACAUGUAAUUAUUUUGUCAAUUUUAAAAUAAAAUUUGCCAACUGCUUUCAAAAUUCACAAAUGGCAAAUUUGGCGAAUGCCAGAGCUAGCCCUGUUUUGGCACUGUUUAGAUGAGAGGGGAAAUACACCAGUAUUGUUUGUAUUUAAACAUUAUUGUUUAUGUAUAUGAAAUGUGUUCAAGUAAGCCAUUUUAAACUUUGAUAAUGCAAUUUUGAGCUCACUUGUGAACAUUGUACCAGAUUUACACAAAAAGAUGUAUAUAAUAUAAAACCGUAGUUUUUAGUUUUUAAGAACCAACAUUUAAAUGUAUGAUGAAAUUAUUGUCAUAAAUUAAAAGAAAUUUCAUUUUAAAAGAAAGGUGUUAUAUGCUCUAAAAUGUAAAUAAAAUAUAUCAUAAUCAUAAAUAGUGGUUAUUGUUUAUUCAAUAUAUGCAUCAUAGCACCAACCUCUCCUGUAGUCCUAAUGUUUUAUUUAACGAUGCAAUCCACACAUUUUAUUUU